CGAGGUUCCAGCAAGAUGUCGGACUUUGUGCGCGAUAUGCGCAACCACAAAAUCGUACCGGACGUGGUGCCGGUGCCACCGGACAGUCUCCUGCACGUCGUCUACCCGGGUGGAUUGCGGGUAAACCUCGGGAAUGUGCUGACACCGACGGAGGUAAAGCACGUGCCGGAGGUCAGCUGGCCCGAGGCGGAACCGAACGCUUACUACACCCUCAUCCUGACCGAUCCGGAUGCGCCGAGCCGGACGGCACCGAAGUUCCGCGAGUGGCACCACUGGCUCGUGGUGAACAUACCCGGGCUGGAUCUUACCAAGGGUGACACGCUGUCCGAUUACAUUGGAGCUGCGCCACCACGCAAGACGGGUCUUCACCGGUACGUGUUUCUACUCUAUCGGCAAAACGAGAAGAUCUACUUCAAGGAGUCGAGGCUCUCCAAUAGGAGCACCCAAGGCCGGGGCAAGUUUUCGACGCACAAAUUCUCGGAAAAGUACGAACUGGGUCUUCCGGUAGCCGGGAACUUCUUCCAGGCCCAGUUCGACGACUACGUCCCCAAACUCUAUCGUCAGCUGGGACACUUCCAGAAUGCAUUCUAG
Molecule: messenger RNA, 591 nt
Organism: Anopheles coustani
Lineage: Eukaryota; Metazoa; Arthropoda; Insecta; Diptera; Culicidae
Product: protein D3-like
Exons: 2
Coding region: 16-591 (191 amino acids)
Source: RefSeq, a predicted model, not a curated record